Messenger RNA from Pipistrellus kuhlii (Kuhl's pipistrelle), 6488 nucleotides. RefSeq names its product coiled-coil domain containing 141 (gene CCDC141). Gene Ontology annotation, biological process: axon guidance. Gene Ontology annotation, cellular component: cytoplasm. The coding region runs from base 272 to 4867 and encodes 1531 amino acids. The transcript has 24 exons. Gene Ontology annotation, molecular function: guanyl-nucleotide exchange factor activity; protein binding. Lineage: Eukaryota; Metazoa; Chordata; Mammalia; Chiroptera; Vespertilionidae. The record is from RefSeq and is a predicted model, not a curated record.
CAAAAAUAACAGGCGCUUAGUGUUACCAUACUAGGGGUGUGGCGAUUCUCUCCCCUUCUCUCUCUCUCUUUCUCUCCUCUCUCUCUCUGGUGAUAAACUCAAUGGGGUUGUCUAUUUUUAACCUCCUGUUCUCUGCUUCUGGCAGAGCAAUCAGUGGGAGCUGAGCUCUUCCCCUGAAUGAAUCCAAGUAACCCCAGAGGUUGCCUUCUGAAAUGACCAGCAGACGCACAUCUGUCCAGAGGCUCGGAGUGUGAGCGGCAUCGAGAGGACCAUGUCCAGCCCGGGGAGCCCUGGAGUGGAGUUUUCCACCACCACCGUCAGCUCAGUGGCCGUGCAGGCUGGGGACUCUAAAAUCGUUAUCGCCGUCAUAAAGUGUGGCAAAUGGGUACAACUUCAGCUUGCUGAGUCACAGCCCAAUAUUUUAGAAAUUGGUAGCAGUCAAGAUGAAACCAAAAAACUCCUUCAUGAUCAUGAACUUCUUUUGGCCAAGCUCAAGGCUCUGGAAGAUCAGGUGUGGGGACUCCUGCAGGAAGCGGACAAGACAGCUGAAGAGAACAAGGACCAGAGUCAGGUGUAUGACGCCAUGGCCAGCAGCCUGGGUGAAGCAUGGGCAGCCCUGGUCUCCAUGCUUGAAAGAAGAAGGGCGCUCCUCAGGUUGACCUCUGAGUUCUUUGAAAGCGCCUUGGAGUUUGCUAUUAAAAUAGAUCAAGCUGAAGAGUUCCUCCAGAACACUCAGGAGUUUGAGACUGCCGAGUCCUUAAGGUCACUUCUUCAGCUUCAUGAACAUCACACCAAAGAACUCUUAGAACGAUCUCUAGCGCUUUUAAACAAAAGUCAACAACUCACUGACUUCAUCGAAAAAUUCAAGUGUGAUGGGCCUAAUGUAAAUCCUGAGUUGAUUCAGGGAGCUCGGAAUAGCUGCCUCAAGAUCGACAGUCUUCUGGAACUUCUACAAGACAGGAGGCGGCAACUAGACAAGUACCUGAAGCAACAGCGGCAGGAAUUGAGUCAGGUUCUGCAGAUAUGUCAGUGGGACCAACAAGAAAAUCAGGUUACCUGUUGGUUUCAGAAAACCAUAAGAGAUUUACGGGAACAAAGUCUCGGUUCAUCACUUUCAGAAAAUGAGGAGCUAAUCCGUAAGCACGAGGAACUAAAAAUAAAAGCAAAGGAAUGGAAUGCCGCUGUUGAGAAGCUGAAGAGCGAGGCACUUGAGAUUCUGCUGUCCAAGGACCACGUGGAGAAAGCACACCUACAGCUGUCCAACCAGAAGCUGAAUCGGCUUCAAGAGGAAUUUGGUCAGCUCAUGGCAGAGAGGAAAACCUGGUUAAAAGAGGCGAAUGAUUUCUUCAACAGCGCCAACAAGGCGUUUGAUGUACUUGGAAGAGUUGAGGCUUACCUUAAGCUCCUUAAGUCAGAGGGUUUAAGCCUGCCUGUCCUGGCAGCCCGGCACGAGGAAUUACACGGAGAAAUUAAAGGCUGCUCUGCUGAUGCUUUGCAAAAGGGACAAGCCUUAAUCAGCCAAGUGGACUCCUGUAGCUCCCGGGGGAUGACCGGCGUCCAUGAGAUGAUGGGAUGCAUCCAGAGACAAGUGGAUCAUCUGACCGGACAGUGUUCAGCGCACAAGGAGUUUGCUCUCAAGAAACAACAGUUAGCAGCCUCGGUGGAGGGCUACCUGAGGAAGGUGGAAAUGUCAAUUCAGGAAAUCAGUCUAGUACUUUCCAAUGCCAUGGAUGUCAGAUCCAGCCUUUCUGAGUCAGAGAAGAUUUUGCGUAAAUAUUUGGAAUUAGAUACCCAAGCUAAGGAAGCAUCACAUGAAUUAGAAGCAGCCACGAAAUUUAUGACAGAGAAAAAUGAAUUUGAACCUGAUGAAGUGGCUUCACUUUCUUCUAAAGCUAAAUGGCUGGAGGAAGAAUUAAACAUACUUGGCCAAAGCAUCGGCUCCAGGUCCCAGGUCCUGCAGACCUAUGUGGCAUUUUUAAAGUCAUCAGAGGAGGUGAAGGAGCAAUGUGAGCGUCUGAAGGAGUUUUACCGAAUGGAAAGCCUGAGGAAGGAAGAGGACUCUGCGGAAGCCAGGCACUGGUCUGACUCAGCUGAGAAGCAGUGGCAGCUCUUCUUAAAAAGGAGUUUUUUAGUUCAAGACCUAGGGCUUGAGUUCCUUAAUUUGAUAAAUAUGGCAAAAGAGGGUGAAAUAUUAAAUGUGAAAAACAAAGUGCACAUGACGGAGAACACUAUGGAAAGUCAGAAGGCAGAAAGGGAAGGACUCGGCCGCCUUCGGACGGCAUGGCGACUCAGAGCCGCUGCACGCAAGCCGGUGAAACAGCAGUGGGAAGCGUUCAAAGAGCAACUGAGAAAGACUACUCACAACUUAAAACUUCUUCAGGAAGCACUCAUGCCUGUGUCUGCACUUGACCUUGGCGGGAGCCUCCAGACCAUUCUAGGUCUGAGGAAACACUGGAAGGCAAUGAAGCCUCAGUGCCAGCAACUGAAUGAUGAGGUCGAAUACAUUGUAAAAGAAUCAGAAGAGUUAAAUGGCAAAGGUGCCCCUGUGAAAGAAAAGUACCAACAGCUGAAGGACCUCAUUCAACUCCAUCAAAAACAGAAAGAGAGGAUCCAGGACUAUGAGGACAUCCUGUAUAAGACAGUCCAGUUUCACCAAGUCAAGGAAGAGCUUGAACAUCUCAAAUCAAGAGAAUUGGAGUUUCUAGAGCAGCCAAAGGAACUGGAUAACGCGCACAAUGUCCAGGUUCGCCUCCGUCGCUCUCAGGAAAAGCAGGCACAUAUAGACCAUCUCCACAAACUGGCCCUUUGCCUGGGAGUGGACAUCAUCUCCUCAGUGCAGCAGCCGAGCUGCGCUAAUGUGUCUGCAAAGAACCUGCAGCGGCAGCUGGACAUCCUUGAGGGGGAGAGUGUGGACUGGCGAGCCAGAGCCGAGGAGCAUGGGCGGGCCCUGGCCGGCAGCUUGCAGUACUGCGCCACGAGGGAUGAGAUAAACGAGCUCAGAGAGUCAUUCAAGGAUAUAAAAAAGAAAUUUAACAAUUUGAAGUUCAAUUACACUAAGAAAAAUGAAAAAGCUAAGAAUCUGAAGGCUCUGAAAUAUCAAAUUCAACAGGUUGAUAUGUAUGCUGAGAAAAUACAGGUUUUGAAAAAGAAAAUGGAAAAAGUUGAGAACAAGACUUCUGAAUCUUUCUUAAAUUACCCAAAUAGUAAAGUUACAGUUCUUUUGGAAGCCAUGAAGGAUUUGAAAAAACAUGUGGAUGAGUUUGAUAAAGUUGUAACAGAUUACAAGAAGAAUUUGGACCUGACCGAGCACCUCCACGAGAUGAUAGAAGAGUGUCAUUUUUGGUGUGAGGAUGCAAGUGCCACAGUUGUAAGAGUUGGAAAAUAUUCCAUGGAAUGCCAGACCAGAGAGGCUGUGGAAAUCCUCCACCAGCAGUUCAAUAAGUUUAUCACACCUUCAGUGCCUCAGCAAGAAGAAAGGAUCCAGGAGAUCAGUGACCUCGCUCAGCGAUUAUAUGGUUUUGAAGAAGGGCAGAAAUAUACUGAAAAAAUUGUGGCAAAACACAAAGAGGUUCUUGAAUCUAUUACUGAAUUAUGUGGCUCUCUCACUGAGCUUGAAGAAAAGCUGAAGCAGGGAGGUGCUGUAAAGAUGAAUCUGAAUUCGGAAGACUUCCACGAUGAUUGCAUUGACCUCUUGAAAGAACCAGUGAGAAAUAAGCAGACAAUUUUCAAAGAAGAAAUGAAUAAGGGGCAGGUGCAGGGGGCAGGAAUUCUGCCCGUCGAUGGAGCAGGUGAGGCUCGGCUACCUCAGGACCUGCCGCGGCUCUCCUCUGGCCAAGAGAGCGGCGCCCAAGGCCUGCCCCUGCCUGCGGACACGCCUUCUGCGGAAGAACACGAGUGUGUCUCACCCGACGACAUCUCCUUGCCUCCACUGCCAGGGAGCCCCGACUCCCCCCUCGCACUGUCCGACAUGGAGGUAGAAGAACACGCCAGCCCCUCUCUCAGCCUUCACGUGAGCAGCGACAGGAUGCAGAUGGGGGCCAGGGGGCCAGGGGAGGCCCAGGACUGUGGCCUUCCUCCACCUGCUGCUUUUGCUGAUACUUGCAAUGAUGGGAGAGACACAUUUUCAAGUCAUUUUGAGAAGCCUUUCCCCCAGUUCAAAGCUGAGCCCCCAUUCACCUGCAGAAGGUUUCUGGAACAGAGCACAGCCAUCUGCAAAACCCAUGCUGACCAUCCUGGGAGCAUGCCGAGUGGAAUGCAUGAGGGAGCUUGCCAGCAGCACCCGCGGGCUCGGGAGAGUGUGCUAGAAACACGGGAGGAGAUGCAUGCUGCUAAUAACGGCACUAAAAACCGAGACAGGCUGCAUGCUUCGCAGGACGCGCCCUCGGGCCUCGGCUUUCAAUUAGGCCCCAGCCAGGUCCAUCAGAGGCAAGUGGUUUCCCAGGAAGAGAUGAAAAGUACGUCAGCCAAGAACAGCGUGGUCAGCCUAGCUGGCCAGGCACCCAGUUUCUCCAGGCUCCAGUCUAAUGUCACUGUCGUGGAAGGUUCUCCAGUGACUUUGGAAGUUGAAGUAACAGGAUUUCCAGAGCCUACACUGACAUGGUACAAGAAGGGCCAGAAAUUGCCUGCUGAUGGACACUUACAGGUUAUGCACAAGGAGACGAGACACGCGGUGUUCAUUCCGAAGGUAUGCCGGGCAGACGCAGGCCUCUAUGUGGCACGGGCCCAAAACGCUAGUGGCAUUCUCUCUUCCAAUGUCAUCCUCCACGUGACAGGUAACCGCAGGCCGCCCAUCACAAGGAUAAACUGGAUAAUGCUGUGCGUCAUCUAUGUGAGUGUGUCGUUCGUGUACUGGCUGCUCAGACAGUAACUGUGGCGUUGGCACCCAUGGACGUCAUUCUCACAAGCCUAAAGAACAAUACUGUUGUUUAUUUUCCUGCGUUUCCCACAAAGCAUCUCCCAUCAACUGGAUCUCCUUUCCGGCCAUACUGCUUGUUUGGCUAAUACCACAGUUCAAUGAAAUAAAAUAAUCCAGUUUUCUUUAGUACUUUAAUCUAUUUGAGGAGCUUAGAAAAUUAUUUGCCUUGGAUAAGGGUACAUUUUUUUUUUUUUUGUAUUCUAGAGAGAGUUGGGUUUGAUAUAAAAUAGCGAAAUUAUGCUGUGUUUGUUCCUUCCUAAUUUAGGAGCAUGCAGAUCAAGGCUCAUAGCAUAGAGAAGUGAGUCAAAUUUUAAAUCCAGUUGUUUGAAAAUUUAUUUUUAAUUGUACUCCUAUUCAUCUCUUUGUGAAAUAACAGUGGAAAUAGUGAACUGAAGUUGUCAUUUUCAUUAUUGCGUUAUGUGUCCUUUAAUUUUGUUUUUCACGUCUUGAUCUCAUUUAUUGAAAUAUAUCCUAUGUUUCAACAUAGUCCACAUUCCUGGGUCUGAGGAUGCUGCCAUAAAUAACCGCUCCUCAUGUUGCUCUCACAAGCUUGCCUUUGGAGAUUAGAUGUGCAGCUCCAACUUUAAAUGGAGUCUCAAAGUUCCAGAGCUAUGCUUGUCAUAGAAUAAGAUGGAACACAGGCAAUGCGGGGGACCAACAUUAUUCCUGCCAUCCCAUUGACAGGUGUGAGGCAGCCAUGUUCUACCUGCUUCCAGUUUUGAUUCUGCUGCUGACCAUGUUUGCAGCCUAUGGUAAGGCCUAUCAGUGCCUCAGUUUUCCAUUUGGAAAAUGGGGUCAUCAUCUACCUCUUGGACAAUUGAGAGUUUUCAUUUCAUAUCUUAUAAAAAUCUAUGAAAUUUUAAAAAGCAUGCUAUGAAGACUAAGGGUAAUUAUAUUGUUUAAUGUAAUUUGGUAUCACACUGCCUCCUGUCUACUAUUUCUCUUCCAGAUGUUGCUUCCUCAGAAUAUUAAAUUAAAGGAGUGGUGUUAGUAUGUGGUCUCCAACUGUUCACAUAUGAGAAAAUGAUGUUCUAUGAAUUGGAGCUUUAAUUCCUUUCUGAUUUCUUAAGACUAUAUCCUUUGCAGAAACUUGAAAUUAAAUUCAGGAGGAUGCAUUUAGUAUGAUCUGGGGGCAGGAGGGACGGUGUGUAGUAAAUGACAUAAGAUGAAUUCUAUUCUUUCUUAUAAUUAUCACUGUGAUAUUGAAGAAUGUUCUAUGGCUUUCUGAAAUAUAAUAUAUUACUUAGAAAAGAGGAUCGUCAUUUUAGCUCCUUUAAAAAUAGACGUAAAUAAAAGCUGCAUUUAUUUUUUAGAUUUUAAAAAUAGUCUUGUCAUGCUAGGGUUAAAUCUUGAGUUGAAAGAAUAAUUCAUUAUAGUUUUUUUGAAGAAGGGAAGGAAUUAAUCAUGUUGCUAUAACACUGUCUACAAAUAAUAAAAUAUUUAAAUGUAAUAUAUUCAAGUUGGUAUUUAAAAGUUACUGAAUGUUAACUGAAGAUGCGAAGUGUGUGGUUGAGUAAAAAGUUGCAUCUGUUUUCUUGUGCUCCAUAUUUAGUUCAAUUAAAAUAUUAAAUCU